GAAUGCCCAUCAUCGCCCUCCCCCCUUUGCUCGUCGAGCUCCCCCGCUCUCCCAUCCUCGCAGUAGGCAUCCCCAUCGUCCUAGGCUCCCUCUCGGGGUUCCCGACGCUCAAGGUAGCAGCUUCCAGUUGGUACAACGGCCUUAAGGCUCCCCCUGGAAGGCCGCCAAGGCAGGUGUUCGCAUUCGUCUGGCCGGUGUUGUAUGCCGCGAUGGGCUACGCCUCCCAUAUCGCCGUCAGGUCACUCGACAACUCCCUUUCUCCCGUGACGAAACAAGCUGCCGCGGACGGGCUGGCGCUGUACUGGGGCCAAUUGGCGCUUAACCUCGCUUGGACGCCGAUCUUCUUCGGGCUGAAGAACCGGCUCGUUGGACUGAUCGACCUCAGCGCCCUCACCGGUGCGGCGUACUACAUGACCUACAAGCUGCAUGAAGCGACGGAAGGGAAGACGACGUACUUCCUCGGACCGUACUGUGCGUGGCUUACGUUCGCGCUCUACCUGAACGGAGGGGUGUGGUACAUGAACCGAAACUAUGAACUGAAGGGGAAGGGCAAGGCUGAUGUGUGACAAGGUGAAAGUGUACAUAAAAUUAUCGUUUAGUGCAU
Molecule: messenger RNA, 604 nt
Organism: Dacryopinax primogenitus
Lineage: Eukaryota; Fungi; Basidiomycota; Dacrymycetes; Dacrymycetales; Dacrymycetaceae
Product: TspO/MBR-related protein
Exons: 6
Cellular component (GO): mitochondrial outer membrane
Source: RefSeq, a predicted model, not a curated record